Tauraco erythrolophus (red-crested turaco) is the source of this 1816-nucleotide messenger RNA. The record is from RefSeq and is a predicted model, not a curated record. NCBI's taxonomy places the organism in Eukaryota, Metazoa, Chordata, Aves, Musophagiformes, Musophagidae.
AUGGUGGGGCAGCUGCAGGAUUAUGCCUUCCUGAUGUCCAUCGGAUGCAUCCUGUGGAUGUGCUUUUACUUCCUGAGCAGUUUUGACCAUAUCCGCUUGGCUGCAGGGGCUGAGGUCUCCCCCUUGUCGGAGUCUUCGGGAGCAUCACCUCUUCCCAGGCUAUGGUGGGGCGGGACUCUGCAGAGGCUCCUCUGGGGCGGCUCAGGUGUCCCCAGCUGGUUGGGCCCUGAUCCCAGCACCGGGUCUGACUGGCGUCUCUCCCUGCAGGCCUACAAUAUCCAUGUGAACGGGGUGUUGCACUGCCGAGUGCGCUACAGCCAGCUCCUGGGGCUGCACGAACAGUUAAGGAAAGAGUAUGGCGCUAACGUGGUCCCAGCCUUUCCCCCAAAGAAGAUCUUCACACUCACCCCGGCAGAGGUAGAGCAACGACGGGAACAGCUGGAGAAAUACAUGCAGGCUGUGCGGCAGGACGCGACGCUGGGAGGCAGCGAGACCUUCAACAGCUUCCUGCGCAAGGCCCAGCAGGAGACGCAGCAGAUCCCCACAGAGGAGGUGGUGCUGGAAGUGCUGCUCUCCAAUGGCCAGAAGGUCAAGGUCACCAUCCUUACCUCGGACCAGACGGAGGAUGUCCUUGAGGCUGUGGCCUCCAAGCUGGAUCUGCCGGAUGACCUGGUUGGCUACUUCAGUCUCUUCCUAGUGAGAGAGACCAAGGACGGAGCUUUCUCCUUCGUGCGGAAGCUGCAGGAGUUUGAGCUGCCGUACGUGUCUGUCACCAGCCUGCACAACCCUGAGUUCAGGAUCAUCCUGCGCAAGAGCUACUGGGACUCCUCCUAUGAUGACGAUGUAAUGGAGCAUCGUGUGGGGUUGAACUUGCUGUAUGCGCAGACGGUGUCGGACAUCGAGCACGGAUGGAUCCUUGUUAACAAGGAACAGCACAGGCAGCUGAAGUCCCUGCAGGAAAAAGUCUCCAAGAAGGAGUUCAUCCGCCUGGCGCAGACCCUGAAGUACUACGGCUAUCUCAAGUUCGACCCCUGCGUCACGGACUUCCCCGAGAAGGGAUGCCAUGUCGUCGUCAGCGCUGGCAACAACGAGCUCAACUUCCAGGUGCGGCUGCCGAGCGAGCAGAUCAAGGAAGGCAGCUUCAAGGUCACGCGCAUGCGGUGCUGGCGGGUCACGUCCUCGGUGCCCAUGAGCAAUGGUCCCGGGGGGAGCAGCCCGGGGAAGUCCGAGGUGAAGCUGGAGUUGGCUUUCGAGUAUCUAAUGAGCAAGGACCGGCUGCAGUGGGUCACCAUCACCAGUCCACAGGCCAUCAUGCUGAGCAUCUGCCUGCAGUCCAUGGUGGAUGAGCUGAUGGUGAAAAAGUCUGGAGGCAGCAUCCGCAAGAUGUUUCGCCGGCGCGUGAACGGGGCUCUGCGGCGCUCGGACAGCCAGCAAGCUGUGAAAUCGCCCCCGCUGCUGGACUCACCCGAUGCCUCCCGGGAGCCGAUGGCCAAACUCUCGAGCAAGCUCACCUCUGUCAGCCUCCGAGGCAUCAGCCACUCCAGCUCUGCUAAUGACGUGGGCGCCAAUGACUUCCACGGCAAUUAUGCCUUUGAGGGCAUCGGCGAUGAGGAUCUGUAGUGCCCCCUUCCCAGGACAGCACCGGCUGAGGACCUUCGCUGAGGAAUGUACGACCUGCAGACAGGUUGCAAUCAACGUGCCUCUCACCUGCUACAUCCACCUUCCCCACUCCCCUGGGCCGGGGAGCUCACCCCCAGCCCACCGUUGCCUUCGGGGCGGGGGCAGCUGAUCUCCUCCUGCUGCUGGCUCCAGCUGG